Messenger RNA from Apis cerana (Asiatic honeybee), 2518 nucleotides. Its product is annotated as glucose dehydrogenase [FAD, quinone]. NCBI's taxonomy places the organism in Eukaryota, Metazoa, Arthropoda, Insecta, Hymenoptera, Apidae. The record is from RefSeq and is a predicted model, not a curated record. Gene Ontology annotation, molecular function: flavin adenine dinucleotide binding; oxidoreductase activity, acting on CH-OH group of donors.
UUAGAAUCGAGUGAUAAAGGAACGAUGAAAAAUAAUCGUUACGUUUUGCAUUACGAAAGUGUACUUUAAUUGCGAUAUUUCCCUCCUCCAUUUUGCUCCCCCCCGCGUUAAUUCGCGCGAUGUUAAACACACGAAAAAUUCAACCGCGCUAAUUAGAACUAAAAUUAAUUAACGCGGCCCGGUUAGUUAGAUCCGCAUUAAUUCCCCGUUAAUUAAUGCCGAUCCGAUUUCAACGCGAUGCCAUAGAUCUGCCUCGCCGCGGAUGACAAGCGGUACGAUACGAAGGAAGCGAAACACUCGGAUUGAUCGUCGUGGACGGAUCGUGCGCGGCGAAGGAGAAAAGAAAUCGACACAAUGUCGUACAACCUGUCCAUCUCGCCGAUCUGCCCGGAUCCGAAUCUGGGGCCGAGCCUCGCGCAGGUGUGCCCGGGGCCUCAAUUUUUCACGUUCAUGAGCCUGUUGAACACGUUCGUACUCGCCAAGGAGGAGGUCUCGCUGCUGUGCGAGCGAUUCGAGCCCGUGGAACCUGCCGAGUAUUAUUACGAUUUCAUCGUGGUGGGCGGAGGAACAGCCGGCUCCGUGGUGGCGUCCAGACUGAGCGAGCAACGGGAAUGGAAAGUUUUGUUGCUCGAGGCCGGCCCGGACGAGCCGCCUGGCACCGAUGUUCCCAGCAUGGUGGCCAUGUUUCUAGGAAGCGAUAUCGAUUGGGGUUAUCGAACGACGAACGAGAAGAACGCCUGCCUGUCCUCGGGCGGAUCCUGUUUCUGGCCGCGUGGCAAAAACCUCGGAGGCACCUCGAGUCACAACGGCAUGAUGUACACGCGGGGUCAUCCCAAGGAUUACGACGACUGGGCGGCGAUGGGCAACGACGGAUGGUCGUGGCAGGACGUCCUGCCGUAUUUCAUGUGCUCGGAGAACAACACGGAGAUCGAUCGAGUCGGGCGGAAAUAUCACUCGACCGGCGGGUUGCUCAACGUGGAGAGAUUUUCUUGGAGGCCGGACAUUUCCAACGAUAUACUGGCCGCGGCGGCCGAGUUGGGAUACCCGAUCCCCGAGGAGUUGAACGGCGAUCAAUUGACCGGGUUCACGGUCGCGCAAACGAUGAGCAAGGACGGUGUCCGACGGAGCGCAGCCACCGCUUUCCUCCGCCCGUUCCGUGACAGGAGAAAUUUACAAGUCGUUACCAACGCCACCGUGACCAAGAUCCUGUUGAAGGAGAAGAAGGCGGUCGGCGUGCAAUAUUACAAGAACGGCGAGCUUCGCGUUGCGCGUGCCUCUCGGGAAAUAAUCGUUUCGGGGGGCGCCGUCAACUCCCCUCAGAUCUUGCUGCUCUCCGGGAUCGGGCCGAGGGAGCACUUGGAGGCCGUGAACGUGAGCGUCGUCCACGAUCUCCCGGGGGUCGGGGAGAACCUGCACAACCACGUCUCGUUCACGCUGUCGUUCAGCAUAGAUCGGCCGAACGAGUUCGACCUGAACUGGCCGUCCGUGGUGGAGUACGUCGCGUUCGCCAAGGGGCCCAUCGCCUCGACGGGUCUGUCGCAGCUGACGGGGAUCGUGCCCUCGAUGUACGCGACCCAGGACCACCCCGAUCUCCAGAUCUUCUUCGGCGGGUACCAGGCGGCUUGCGCGACCACCGGCCUCGUGGGCAGCUUGAUGGGCGACGGCGGCCGCCACAUAAGCAUCUCGCCGACCAAUCUCCACCCGCGCAGCAGAGGUAGCCUUCGACUGGCGAGCAACGACCCCUUCGCGAAGCCCGUGAUCCACGCCAACUACUUGAGCGACCCGCUCGACGAGGCCGUCCUCCUCCACGGAAUCCGGAUAGCCUUGUCGCUGAGCAACGCCACCUCUUUGGCCAAGUACAACGUGACGCUCGCCAACCCUCGGCUGCAGGCCUGCUCGCAGCACCCGUACGCGAGCGACGAAUAUUGGAGGUGCGCGAUGCGGCAGGACACGGGCCCGGAGAACCACCAGGCCGGUUCGUGCAAAAUGGGCCCGGCCGCCGACCCAGCGGCGGUGGUCGACUCGAGGCUGAGGGUGCACGGCAUCGCGGGGCUGCGCGUCGCGGACACGUCCAUCAUGCCUCGGGUGACGUCCGGGAACACGGCCGCUCCAGCGAUCAUGAUCGGCGAGAGGGCAGCCGCUUUCGUCAAGUCCGACUGGGGUGGUGCGCCGGCAAAAUGUAGUUCCCACCCCACGCUCGACAACUCGUUGGAUCUGUUGCUUUGGGGGAUCAAAUACAUCGACUGGGACCAGGGUGACUGGUAGUCAAGACCCCUGCUCGAUCUCUAGUCUUUCCUUCCGGUUGCGCACAGGAUAUUUGCGCAGCAGCAAAAUUUUAACCAGCCAUCGUCGCGUACGCGAGCGAUCGGAAAGCGUUAUUGAUCGCGCUAAACUCGAUUAGCUCGACUCGAUCAUCUUUAUCGUCGUAUGUGAACGUCGUUAUAUCGAGACCAAAGAAAUGUAAAUCGCUGCUACGAAUGCGGAUAAAUAAAUUGAAUUGCCUCUGACUUGUCCCGCA